AUGGGACCGUUUUCCUUUUCCCUCCAACUAUCAUGCACAGGAAAUGUCUACAGUAUAAGCAAGGUUGCCAUCACUAAUCGUGUAGACUGUUGCAAAGAGCGACUCAGAGGAGCUCAGAUUCGUAUUGGUAACAAGCUGGAGAACAACGGAAACAACAAUGAGCUGGCUGCAACUGUUCUCACUGUUCCUGAUGGCACAGUAGUGUUGGAGUUUGAGCCUGUUAACGGCCGAUAUGUCAACAUUUUUUUACCUGGGAACGAUGAAAUCAUCACUCUGUGUGAAGUCGAGGUGUUUGCAGAAGAGAACAAACCAUUGUACAUUUGUGUUCCAAGGAAUCUUGCUCUUGGAGGCAAAGCUGUUCAGUCUUCCACAUACAGUGAUUUAGGAGCUGCUCAAAAUGCUGUAGAUGGCAACAGGCAGUCAAGUUAUGCACUCGGCUCAUGCAGCGUGACUAACGGGGACAUGAACCCCUGGUGGAGAGUUGACUUGUUGGACGUCUACAGGGUAACCAGGGUUAGCAUCACUAAUCGUGGAGACUGUUGUGAAAAGAGGAUCGAGGGUAUUCAGAUCCGUAUCGGCAACAGCCUGGAGAAUAACGGCAACAAUAAUGAGCUGGCUGCAAUUGUUGGGCCCAUCCCACUUGGAAACACAAAAAUAUUUGAGUUUAAGCAUGUUAAAGGUCGAUACGUCAACCUUAUUGUGCCUGGACGCAAUGAGUACCUCACACUGUGUGAAGUUGAGGUAUAUUCAGAUUAAGUGGAACAAGAUGAUGUCACACCACAGUCCAAUGAUCCUAUAAGCAAAUUUAAUCAAACUACUGUUUUCUGAACAAUACGUGCACAUUUUCAUUUUACCUAUGCACCUUUAAUCCUUAAGAGCUCUUUCGGUGCACAUUCAGAAAAGGUUUGAAUGGUGAAGGUUUAAAGCUUUGAAAUUCUUAACUUCAGUUUGCUGCAGGUUGUGUAUUUACAGCCCGAACACACCCAUCUUUGUUCAUCUUUGCUUUCUAAAUAAAUUACUACAGC
Messenger RNA from Sinocyclocheilus rhinocerous, 1025 nucleotides. RefSeq names its product fucolectin-4-like. The coding region runs from base 1 to 756 and encodes 251 amino acids. The record is from RefSeq and is a predicted model, not a curated record. NCBI's taxonomy places the organism in Eukaryota, Metazoa, Chordata, Actinopteri, Cypriniformes, Cyprinidae. The transcript has 7 exons.